Armigeres subalbatus is the source of this 2229-nucleotide messenger RNA. Its product is annotated as dynein intermediate chain 3, ciliary-like. The record is from RefSeq and is a predicted model, not a curated record. Gene Ontology annotation, molecular function: dynein heavy chain binding; dynein light chain binding. NCBI's taxonomy places the organism in Eukaryota, Metazoa, Arthropoda, Insecta, Diptera, Culicidae. Gene Ontology annotation, biological process: outer dynein arm assembly; cilium movement. The transcript is spliced from 4 exons. Bases 342 to 2171 code for a protein of 609 amino acids. Gene Ontology annotation, cellular component: outer dynein arm.
CAUUCGCUAGUUGGAAGUUUUAGCACCUAGUCGUGGCUCUUUCGCUCUUUCUUCCGUCGGACCCCGUUAUUGAUACCUUCGACUAUUCACUGACGACAGCCGAAGACGCGUGGUCUACAACGCCGUGUUACGUUACGUACCCUGCAGAAGUUCAACUAUUUUACACACAUAACUCGCGGUUUGGGUUGCUUCGUCGCGCGUCUGGGGAAAGUUUGCGUGCGAAAAGGAAAUUAGGUCACAGACAUAGUAAUAAAGGUUUCCAGACAAACAUUGUAGCGUGCUAUCGUUAACACAACCUUGAACUUGGGCACAGCAGUCUAGCUUAGCGACACUAAUUCACGAUGAAGAUCGACGGGAAGGUAAGCACCAGCCAGAUGGAGCAGAACUGGACCCGGUACAUGGUGAUGACCGACACCAAGUCACUUCGGAAGCCAAUUGAGUUUCAAGAGGAAAACGAAGUGCAGGUCAGCGUACCAACGAACAAAGCGCUCCAGAAAAACUUCACCACCGUAACUCCGGUCGAGAAAGGUCUCCAAUCUACGCCGCUCAUAUUGAACACGCCGGUCUGGACGGUGCACAAUAGUCUGGUGCACACGGGAAUAACCCACUACGAGGGUGGCUGGCCAAAGGAUAUCGACACCCACGAUGAAGAAGUUACGGCCAGAUACAGGCGCAAACAGGAAAAAAGCGAAGCAUACCUGCACCAGAUGAAGGGGCUGACCAAGACAAUGGAGCAUGCCAUUCUUCAGAACAGUGCGUGCGAUAUUUACCAAAACUACUUCGAGGACAUCGAACAACACGAGUUGAUCGAACAGUUCAGCUCAAAGACAGUUCACGUGUAUAAGGACAAUUUAGAUGUGAAACGAUCAUGUUGUUACAUUUGUUGGUCGGAGGAAGGGAUGCAUUUCGCUUCAAUACACUGCAAUAUCGGAGAAAUGAAUAACACCGUAACGGAUUCGUAUAUUUGGGAUAUUGAAAACCCAAAUGUACCACUGCAAACCCUCGUACCACCGUAUCAAGCACGCUGCUUAGAAUAUAACUUCAAAGAUGGUUGCCAACUGGCUGGAGGUUUAUUCUCGGGUCAAAUAGCGAUAUGGGACAUAAGGGUGGCCAACGAACCGGUGGAAAUUACCUUGCGUGAAGCGAGUCACAAAGAUGUGGUCACAAAAGUGCUCUGGACGGGGACGAAGACAUCCAACGAGUUCCUAUCCGGAUCAACCGACGGUAGGAUCCUUUGGUGGGACAUGAGAAAUUUGAACGAACCGUACGACUUCCUGAAUCUGGUCCCUAAGGAUACCCAAAAUAAUGACCCUAAGCGUUGCUUCGGUGUUUGUGCGGUGGAAUUUGAACAAACGAUGCCAAAUAAGUACACGGUCGGGACGGAGAAUGGAUUGAUCUACAGCUGCAGUCGAAAGUACAAGACACCGGCCGACAAGAUCCAAGCGUUGACUACGGCACACACAGGACCGGUUUACUCGGUGGAACGAAAUCCGUUGUUUAUCAAAAAUUAUAUCAGCGUUGGCGAUUGGCAGACGAAAAUAUGGACAGAGGAUUGCCGCGAUAAUCCAAUAGUCUGGACCAAGGAGUACGCAGUCCAGUUGACAUGUGGCGUAUGGAGUCCGACACGUUGUUCAUUGGUGUUCAUCUGCCGUAUGGAUGGAGUAAUGGAUGCUUGGGAUGUCAUUCAUCGGUUGGAUGGACCGGUUCUUCGGAUAAAGCUCUCGGAUGUACCACUCCUGGCGUUGCGCGUCCACAAGAGCGGAAAACUGAUCGCGAAUGGUACCGAAAGUGGAGCAAUUUACCUGACCGAAAUAUCCGACAACCUUACCUUCAGUUCGGCAAACGACAAACCAGCGCUGUCCGGAAUGCUCGAACGGGAAAUGCGACGCCAGCGUUUGCUGGAGGCUAAAAUCAAGGAAAUCAAGCUCAAAGAGAAGGAACUCGAACGGGAGCGGAUCCGCCGACAGAUGCGUAUGGAGAAAGAGAACUCGAUUGAGGAUGAGGAACAGGAUCUUAUACUGGAAGCGCAGCAUCAGUUCUGGACAAAGAUCCACGGCCGCAGAAGUUUGAAGAACACGUUGAAGGGCAUUCGAAUACGAGACGCUGGAGUGAAUUUACUAAAACCGAACAAGAAACCAAUAUUUAAGAAAGAAGACAAGGAAAAUAAGUAAAAAGCUUCGUUUGUUGUUAAUUGAUUUGAAAUUUGAAUGUUUUUGGAUAUACGUUUUA